Messenger RNA from Episyrphus balteatus (marmalade hoverfly), 4137 nucleotides. RefSeq lists its product as uncharacterized. The coding region runs from base 725 to 3907 and encodes 1060 amino acids. The record is from RefSeq and is a predicted model, not a curated record. The transcript has 7 exons. Lineage: Eukaryota; Metazoa; Arthropoda; Insecta; Diptera; Syrphidae.
CAUUUGAUUUGUUUUAAAAAAAGAAACUUGCAAUUUUCUAUACAAAAACUAUAAUAUUGCUUAAUUGAAAUAAAAAUUAAUUGAAACAUACAAACUUACGUGGAGUUUGAGUUUAAAGAAAAUAAUUGACAUACAUACACUACAGUCGUGUUGUGUGUAGUGUUCUCAUUGCAGUAACUCAUAUAGCAUCCAAUAGGCGCGCGUUCAUUAUUUAUUUUUUUUUUUCUUGAGGAGGCAAAAAAAACAAAGAUUGUUCCUUUGCCUUAGGUUUGUCGUCGUCGUGGUUUUAGGAAAGAAAAAAAGUACCUUCCCAUUUGCUAUUAAUACCUAGAUCAAUCCGGGUGAACAUUAUUAACCCCGCAAUAAAAUUAUAACAUUUUUAUACUCAAAGCAAACCAGUUUCGCUUUCAAAAAAUACAAAAAUUUCGGUGUAAUUGCUUUUCUAAAGUAAUAAGAAGAACCACAACACUAUUCUUCUUGCCUCUCAAAAUAAGCGAUAAGGAUUCUUUCGGAUUUACCUACAUAUGUAUUGCAAUUUUACUUGUGACUUGACUAUUUCUUCUCUCAACAAUGAUAAAUAAUAAUAAAACAGAAAUACUUAAAACCUGAAUAAUAAUCAUCAACUAUGCAUUGAUCCUCUCAAGAAAGUUAUAAGGAUCAGGAUAAAUAACAAAUAAACAAAAUAUAAGCUAUAAAUAUAUUUCGAAGGAAAAUUCUAACAACCAUGAAGAGUCGUACUUCUGGUUACAGCUCUGAUACAGAGCAAAAUAAACAAAAAGAUGAUUUAAGUGUGCUUCGAAAGCCAAUUCAUACGGCACUAUCUGGAUUUUUAGAAGCCAAAAAAGCAUACGACAAUGGAACUGAUGAGAUAAGGAGACUUUUGGCACGUGAAUGCGACGUUAUAUAUGAAUGCAAUACAUGUCGGAAUAUAUUUAGAAGUUUAACAAAUUUUAUAAGUCACAAGCGAGUUUACUGCCGUAACUCCAACAAUCACUUCAACGGCAGCUUCAAUUCAAACAACCAAAAUGGUUUCAUCGAUCAGGAUGUAUCGACAAUUAUCCAGGCCGAACAAGAAUUCGUCAAUAAGAAACCCAAUGCUGCAUCGACAAGCUCCAAAGAUAACAACAACACUAAUAAUGCUAAUAGGGAUCUAAGUAGUAUAAUUGAACGUUUGUUGAAGCGUGAGCAAAACAAUAGGCUCAUGAAAUUGACAGACUUCUACGAUCAGGUGAACAACAAAUUAACCCAAGAUGAAAUCCUUCAACAAAAACACGUGCUGCAAUUGGAUAGGGUACCUAAUAGUGAUGUAGCUGUGUAUCAAACGGUUAAAGUGGACGAGAGUGAUAAUAUCAAAACUGAAGUUGAUGAAGUUCAUGAUAUGCACGAUAAAAACACAAAGACUAUUGUUGGGUCAGAUGGAAAAGCCAUUCCACAUAGUACUCCUGCGGUAGUGAAAGAGAUUAAGAAAGAACCAGUCGAUGAGGUUGACUUUGCUAGUUCAGAAGUCAAGGAACAACAACCAGCAGAAGUUUCCAAUGAAAUAAGCUGUGAAAUUUGUAAAUUACAAUUUGCAACAGAAAAGACCCUCAAGCUACACAUCCAAACCAAACAUAUCUCUUCGACAUUCGUCUUUCAGUGUCCAUCUUGUUCACUCACAUUUUUGCAGCCUGGAGCAGUGAUUCGUCAUCUGAGCAAUGACCAUAAAAAAUCAACACGAAAGAUCCGUUUGAUGCGUGAAGCUAUUUACAAACGUCGUGUACGAAUGGAUGAAGUACAAACCAAAGGUCCAAGUCGAGAAUUGGCCCGCUUGCAAACAGCCAAAGAGCGUCGUGAUGCCGAAAACAAAGCAUGGCUGGAUAAUAUCGAGCGGGUAGACAACUCUCCGAUGUGUACUUACUGUGGCAAAACUUUCGAGAGGAAGGCAGUUCUAAAUACUCACUUAAAUAAUUGCCAAAUGAAAAACAAAUUAAAUCUUGUCGCUGAGAAAAAUCCAUCAUCGGCAGGAAAUCGAGAAUCGCCUGUUCAAUUGAAAAACAACAAACUAACAAAUCUAGUCGCUGCUGAGAAACCUUCAGCAACAAAUAGAGUCGUCUCGCCUAUUCUCAUUACUACUGCCCCCACAACAAAUAAACUUGUUGUCAAACAACUAGCAGACGAAUCAAAAUUAAUCAAUUCCAAUUCUAAUUCAGUGGACUCAUUCGAUCUGGAACACAAAUACGAUAUCAACGGUGACAGUAAGGACUCCAUAGAUUUACUUGAAAUCAAAGAAGAGCUCACUGGUCAACAGAAUCGACGAAAACGUCGCAAACCACCCAAAAUUCUGACCCGUAACGACGAUGUUGACUCGGAUACACUCAAUGAGUUGUUUGCUAAUUUGGGCAAAAAUACAGAUGAGCUAUCUCUGAAGACAGUAUGCUUAGACAAUCUUACUAGAGCCGCUGAAAACGACGAACUACAAAAAGAAGUUUCACAUAUCGUAAAGGUUGAGGACAAGCCAAGUGAGCCUGCUGUGGUUGCAGUAAAAGCAGAACCAAAGCAACGUGUCAAUCCGAAUACCAAACAACUUCCAUGCUUUUGUAAAAUCUGUCAUAAACGUUUCGAUGCUCUAAGCAACUUGAGACGUCACAUUUCGAUGUUUCAUUAUCGCAGCCGAAAAUUCGGUUGCAAACUGUGCGACUACCGAGCGUUCAGGAAGUACGAUGUGGUUAACCAUUUGGGAUCUGCACAUUCCAUUGCCGGUGAUAAAGAGACAACUUUGGAGUUUGUUCGUAUCUAUGAGGAAAAGUACUUUAAGGACGGUGUGGAAGAGGACAUUGUUCUCAUCACGGACAAUGGCAAUGUCCCAAAAGAAAACAAACCUGAAGAGAAACGGCAACGCCGCCCGAGAGGGUCGGCAAAAGCUAUAGUGGCAUCAACAUCUCGACAAGCUGCAUCAGCUGCACCCGAAGCAGCUACAAGCGAACCCAAAAUAACCAGAUCUUCAUCACAAUUGUCUUUGUCCUCAACUGACGAUUCGAUUCCAAACAAGCGACCGAUUCGCAAUCGUGUCAAACCAGUCAACAAAGACUUUGUAUACGAUCUAUCGAACCUUCUCAAAAAAGAUAUGCUCUUCGCUGAACGCGAGUCUAUGAAAUCACUCAAACGUCGCAGUACCAAUUCGGUGGCAACUGACGAUAGCAAUCAGGAAGCACCCUCACCUUCAACAACACCUUCGUCUCCUGUGAUAAGUGAUACCAAUAAAAACGAGCAGGUAACAUUUGGCUUUGUGCUCACCAAAGAUCUUGUGCAAGGUGCCGCUCAAAAAAUGGCUCAAAACUUGGUCUCACAAGGCAGAGCCGCUCUAGCUACACUUCCAGAAAUUCCCACUCAACGUCCAUUAAUGCGUUCCCGAUUAAUUUCUGUAUUCCGAAGUUGUGGAAGUGUUCCUAUUAUUGAAACUUCUGAUUUGGAAGAGGCCCAAUAUAGAGCUUCACUCUCUGAAGACAGUUUCAUUGACAACUUUUCGAAACGUCGCAAAAUCGAUUUGAACCUAAAGCCCCGACUAUCACUUCCAGAUAGUCCACUUAAUUCAUUGCUCAUGAAGGUCGACAUGAGAAAGAAAUCACAAACAAAAAACAUUCCCCAAAAUGAUAGUGGAUAUUUUGGUGAAGAGGACAACAACAAAAAAUCUGAUCUUCUGGCGGCAUGUCCGACUGAAAAAGAAUUUCAAGAAUUCGCUGCCAAACAAUUGAUUGAGCCUGUGAAAAAAGUUCAUGUGCUGCCUUUUGUGGAUCCUGUACCUUCGAUUCCUAAUUUUUCAUCGCCCCCACCAACACCCACCAAACGUAUCACAUUGUUUCAACGUCUGAAUGAGAACAAAGCAAAAAGACUUCAAGAGAGUCUAUUGCGAUCAGCUUUAGAAAAUUAAAUACAAAAAAUAUGUAUAAUAUUAUUUUAAUUAUUUAAGUUUUUCGUUUUGUUGACUUUCUAUUUUUAGAAAAUAUUUUUUUUUUCAACUGUUAGGAAAUUUAACUAAAUCAAACGUGAGUUUUGUUAACAAAAAUAACUUUUAUUGGAGAUUGUUUUGUUGUUUUUGUAAAAAAUGAACUGAUAUAAAAAAAAAUAAAACUAUUUUUGUUUCCAAUUACAUAAAAAUAA